UCUCCAUAGCCAUGCAUCUCUUUGGAUUGAAUUGGCAGCUGCAGGAGACUGAGGGCUAUGCUUUUGAGAAUGGCCAGGUCAAAUCUGACGGCACAGCAACCAACGCAGUUACUGCCCUAACUACUGAGAACAGAGUUUACUUUCAAGAGAAUAACACCAUAGACACAGGUGAGGUGGAUGUGGGCCGUAGAGCAGUACAGGACGUCCCUCCAGGAACUUUUUGGCGCUCUCAGCUCUUCAUUGACCAGCCGCAGUCCCUCAAGUUCAACAUCUCCGUCCAGCGAGGUGCCCUGGUGGGGGUCUAUGGCCGGAAAGGCCUGCCUCCCACUCACACUCAGUAUGACUUUGUGGAGCUGUUGGAUGGCAGUCGUUUGAUAGCUAAAGAGAAGCGUGGACUGGUGGAGGUGGAAGGAGCAGGCAGAAAGUCUCGGGCGGUUAACGUUCAUGAGGCAGAGUUCAUCCGCUACCUGGAUUCAGGCACCUGGCACCUCGCCUUCUACAAUGAUGGCAAAAACACUGAACAGGUCUCCUACAACACCAUCAUCAUAGAUACCCUCACUGAGUGUCCACACAAUUGCCAUGGUAACGGAGACUGUCGCUCGGGAACAUGCCAUUGUUUCCCAGGGUUCCUUGGGCCUGAUUGCUCACGAGCCGCUUGUCCAGUGCUGUGCAGUGGCAAUGGGCAGUACUCCAGGGGGCGCUGUCUUUGUUACAGCGGCUGGAAGGGGACAGAGUGUGAUGUUCCUAGCAACCAGUGCAUCGAUAUUCACUGCAGCGGACACGGAAUCUGCAUUAUGGGCACCUGCAACUGCAAACACAGGCUACAAAGGAGACAACUGUGA
Carassius auratus (goldfish) is the source of this 842-nucleotide messenger RNA. RefSeq names its product teneurin-3-like. Gene Ontology annotation, molecular function: protein homodimerization activity; protein heterodimerization activity; cell adhesion molecule binding. NCBI's taxonomy places the organism in Eukaryota, Metazoa, Chordata, Actinopteri, Cypriniformes, Cyprinidae. Gene Ontology annotation, biological process: heterophilic cell-cell adhesion; neuron development. Gene Ontology annotation, cellular component: neuron projection. Bases 12 to 842 code for a protein of 276 amino acids. The record is from RefSeq and is a predicted model, not a curated record. The transcript is spliced from 5 exons.